Closterium sp. NIES-67 is the source of this 4028-nucleotide messenger RNA. The record is from the annotation of a GenBank genome assembly. NCBI's taxonomy places the organism in Eukaryota, Viridiplantae, Streptophyta, Zygnematophyceae, Desmidiales, Closteriaceae.
CUGUUGCUUUCCGCAUCAGCGUAAAGUCCGGUAGGUUUAUUGGAACACAUUCGGAUACGUGCCGGCUUGCCUCUCGCUAUCGCUUCCGCUAUCACGUUAGUUUCAUUCUCACGAUGGUCUCGAUUCCGUUUACGUCAAUGGCAGUGCACUGUAGGAAGCCAAGCUCACACAUCCGCACCAGCGUCCCGCUACACCAGCAGCGUCCCGUCUAGUUAUUCUGCAGUGUGUAGACAAUAAUCUUCAGGGAUUUUAAAAACAAGAACCAUGUCGCAUACUGAGUAAAGAGCUUCAGUAAGCGUUGCUCUUGGUCUCGCUAAGUUACCGCAUCAUUCCGUCAGCUCGAACGUUUCGCACCUUCUAGUUUCUCGGACCGCAUCUGACUGCGUUUCCCUUCAACGCGUGCGUCAAUGGAGAGGGACCGGAGCCUUCCUGAGCAUGGAAUCCCUCCCGAGCCGCCAACCAUCGACAUCGCUGCCUCCUUACCAACCCCCAACGUCGUCGAGCGUACCCCGAGCUACACCCCCAGAUGGGUCCGCGGAGCAGCAGGAGGGCCCUUAACCCCCUCCGCCAUGGCCUCCGCAUCUGCCGCCGCGACAGCCGCAGCGUCAGCCUCCGCGUCAGCCGCAGCCGCCGCCGCAGCGGUGUCUGGCCCUGACCCAGCCACCCCCAGCGGCCCGAUGACGGGCUUUUCCGAUCUCAGUUCCAAUUUCACGAAUCCGCCGACGCCGCAAGGCUUCCACGGAUUUCCGGGGUUUCAGCCGCGGGACCCCGAGCGCGACAGGCGGAAUCUGUCCAUGGAGAUGCCGGAGCCUCCGCCUCGGCGGAGAACCCGCCCCGCGGCUUCCGCCAUCUUCCCCCGCCCGCACCCCGCCGUUUCCCCCGGCGGCGACGGCAUGAUGCACCGCGCGCUGGGCUCCGACAUGAGCGGAGACGCGCGGCUGUGGUCCCCGUCGCAGCACCUGCAGCGCGGGCGCAUGCCAGAAGCCGCCUUCCCCAGUUACCGCCCGGGAGACAGCGGUCUUCUUCGAGGCGGGGGGAGACGACCCGGCGGGCCGCUCUCCGGGCAGUUUCCCGGCCCGGGCAUGGGAAAGUCGGGCAUGAUUGGUCAGUCGGGGCUGAUCGGGCAGUCGGGAAUGUUUCCUCCGCCUUCGGUGAUCCCCCAGUCGGGAUCGUGGGGGGGGACGGCACCGAGCACGCCUAGCAUACCAAAGUCUAAUCUAGUGCAGAAGUCUAUGAUUAUGUGCAUGGAUCCGACGUGUAACAAGUGCCCGCCGGAAAUGCACGCGCUACGGAACCGGAAGCUAAUGGCGGCGGUCAUAGACGAAUUUCCGCAGCCGCUCGCAUCGAAAGACAGAAAGGGUGGGGGCAGGCGGGGGAGCGAUGGGGGGGAUGGGGGAGAGGGAGGCGGAGGCGGGGGCGGCGGCGGAGGGGGAGGGGGGAUGGACGACUUUGAGUAUGAUUUCGACGAGUUUGAUUUUGAGGAUGAUGAGGAGUAUGACGAGGAGACGGGCGGGAAGAGAACCAUCAUCCGCUGCUGUGGGCUGCCUUGCGUUGUCUUCACCAGUCGGGGCAAGCGCCGGUCGCCCAUGCUUGGCUUCUUCCGCUUCGUGGAGGGGCUGGUGCAACCUGUGGGCAUUCUCAACCCGCACUCCAGAUUCGUGUCCCAGUGGAACAAGUACUUCAUGCUGUUCUGCAUCGGCGGCUUCUGCAUAGACCCAUGGUUUCUCUUCACGCUGCUCACGAUGUUCUCACCGAGCAAGUCCACCCUGUGUUUGGACAUCAACUACCCCGCUGCCAUCUCACUCACUGUCCUCCGAUCAAUCGUGGACCUGAUGUACCUCAUCAACAUAUUUAUACAGUUCCGCAUGGCCUACUUCGUCCCCGCCCCCAGCAACCGCUCCUACCGCUGGAGCUGCUUCCGCUGGUGGUACUCCGAGCCGUCUCGGCUCAACCCGGGCGACAUGGAGACAGACACCCGCGUCCUCGCUGCCCGAUACCUCAAGUCGUGGUUCAUCGUCGACCUGAUCUCCACGCUCCCCAUUCCGCAGAUCUUCAUAUUGGGCAUAGUGCCGGCGCUUGGGAGACGGGUGGCCACAGCAGCCAACACGUGGAUCGCGGUGCUCACUCUCCUCGCCCUCUGCAUCCAAAACGUCCCCCGCGCCGCCCGAUUCUUCCCCCUGUUGGCCGGCACGGCCCCCCACGUGACUGGCUUUGUGUUUGAGACGGCGUGGGCCAACUUCUUCCUCAACCUCGUCUUCUACCUCAUGGCGUCCAACUUCGUUGGAGGGGUGUGGUACAUCCUGGCUGUUGAUCGUUUCAGCGAGUGCCUUCAGAAUGUGUGUGGCAACACCCCUGGCUGCAACCCCGCCUACCUCUACUGCGCCAACACCAACGCGCCUGUCACCACUGUCGCCUCAGCGGACCUCUUCUCACCGCAAUAUGAGAACCGGAACGUCACCACGUGCCUGUACUCCCCAGGGGAGGACGGCACGACGCAGUCCCCUAUAGCGUACGGGAUAUUCGCGUCUGCGAUCCCGCUGACCUCGAGCCGGGACGUGGUGUCGAGCUACAUCUACUCCUUCUUCUGGGGGCUGCAGCAAGUGAGCACCCUGUGCGGCAACCUGGUCCCCUCGCGGUGGGACGUGGAGGUGGUGUUUGUGAUCGUCGUCAUCAUCAUUGGGCUGCUGCUGCUGGCGCUGCUCAUUGGCAACAUCUCAAACUACCUGCAGUCGCUUAACCGAAGGUCGUUCGAGUACCAGUUGCAGCGCCACGACAUUGACGAGUGGAUGCAGCGAAGAAACCUUCCUGUCGACCUCCAAAAGCAAGUGCAAGCGCAGCUGCGGCUGCAGUGGGCGGCGACAAGGGGAGUGGACGAGGCAGAGCUGCUGGACACCUUCUCAGACUCCAUUCAGAUUGACAUCCGCCGCUCGCUGUGCCUCGAGCUGCUGCAAUGCUCUGUGUUGUUUUGCGCUAUGGAGCCGCCAGUGCUCGAUGCCUUCUGUGCGCGGCUGCAGCAGCAGAUCUACACGGCCGGAACCGUGAUCAUCAAGGAGGGGUACCCCGUCUCGCGCAUCUUCUUCGUCCUCCGAGGCGAGCUCGAGAGCUUCUCCACCUUUGGCGGGCACACGGGGAUGGUGGACACGAUGGUUCUAGGGAAGGGAGACUUCCUGGGCGAGGAGCUGCUGGUGGAUUACCUUGAGAAGAUCGCGGCGGGGAGCGGGAGGGCGUCCGGCAGAUCGAUCACUCUGAGAAGAUCCAUCAUGUCCACCCCGUCGCUCACCAGCUCGUCCAACCUCUCCCAGCCGUCCGUCGACGUGCUCCCCACGGCGCAGCGCUCGGUGCGCUGCCUGGGGCCCGUGGAGGGGUACUCGCUCGAGGCUGUUGACGUGGCGGCGGUGUGCAAGCAGUUUGCGAGAAUGCUCUGCACCAACACCAUCCAGGGGGCUCUCAACCAAAUCUGCUACAACAGACGAGCGCACGCCGCCCGCACGAUCCAGCUGGCCUUCCGUCGGUACUUGAGACGAAAGCUAGGCCUCUCUAUAGAGGACACCGUUAAGGCGGUUAGGAACAAGCGCAUGGCGGCAGUGCUUAGUAGAGCGCAGGAACUAAGAGCUAAUAGUGCUCUUAGUGGUACUGCUGCUGCUGCCGCUGCUUUGGCAAUUGCUGCUGCUGGGAGUGGGAGCGUGGGCAGGAAGGAUAGUGGGGAGGAUGUGAAGGGGGAGGAGGAUGGAGGGAAGAAAGGGGAGGAGAAGAGUGAGGGGAAGGUGAGAUUCGUUGUGGAUAAAGGAGCAAGUGGGCGAGAGAAAAAGGCUGACUGACUCUGAAAAAAGAGGCACUACUCGGAACCACUCUGGUGCCACUCUGUCAAAAUGAGGCACGUUUGUUUAGUGAUGUUACGUACCACAUGGACUCUGGUACGGAAUCUAACAUUGUAGAGUGCAUAGUUGUGCGGUGUAGAGUAUACCAUUUUUGACAACGUGGUUUCCUUUGGGGUGUAACUGGUCGAGGCUGGCUGUUGCGAGAUGACU